AUGUCAACACAGAAGAGAGUUCUUGUCCCUGCUAGUCAAGAGAAUAUACUACAAUCUCAUGUCGGAGUGAUUCUUAUCACCCUUUGCGGAGUAGCAGGGCUUCUGGGGACAUUGGGGAUUUGUAUGUAUGGCUAUGUUAAAUUUCGACGAGCAAAGAUGGUUAAACUUGAGAAAAAGUUGGAACAUGAAAGAAUUAAAGAUUCCAUUGUUCAUCUUCCUAAGAUAACAACCGAUGAGACUUCGAGAAGGAGUAAAAGUUCGGAUGAUACUCUACCUAAGAGACCGACUAGCCUUGGGAAUGAUUAUGGAAUGAUUGGAUUCGGGAAUUGUCGAACUUCUUAUUUGGAGUCUAUCGCCGGAAGCUCGAAGGGCGUUUUACCAGGUGAUGUCGUUUUACCAGAGAAUGGAGCUUCAACAGCUAGGAAUAUCAGAGAUACUUCUGCAGUUUUGACGCCACCGAUGACGCCGGAUAGAUUCAGGCUUCCGACUAUACAGCAUUGGAACCUGCCAGAGGGCUGUCCAGGACUACCGGAGCCCUUGACGAUUGGGAAUACGACUCUGAUGGAGGUACCUAUUCCGCCCCCUUUGGCAAUCAGGAAGGAGGAGAAAGAGUUGCCGAGCCCACCGACAACUAGGGGGAGAAAAGUGCAAAGAUGGGAAGAGGCUGAUCCACCUUUAUUUGGAGCAGUUAAGAGGGCCUCUAUGAGACGGAGAGCUAGGAGUAAAAGCGAGGGCAUUGAAACAUCAAGCCUAAGAAGGUUUGGAGAACUUGAAGCAAGAAGAGGGAAUGCCCGAGCGAAGAAGGGAAAGUAUAAGAGAGGUAGAUCUACGGAUAGUAGUAAAAUCAUCGAAGGAUUCCCUUUUUCACAGAGUUUGAGUUAUGAAACUGUGCAACCAGGGUCUGAGAUGACAGUGGAGGUUGUUGAGCAAGAUGCAAUGAAUUUGGGACAUGAAGGGUACAGAGCUUCAAUUAUCGAGGCUUAUGGGAGAGAAGAGACUGACGAGGGAAGCGAGUAUGGUGAUGAAGAGGGGUAUCUGUGGAAGCCGCUACCGAAGCCGCCGAUAGAGAGUGGGUGGCCAGUAGGGAGAGCUGAGAUGCCGUGA
Molecule: messenger RNA, 1104 nt
Organism: Orbilia oligospora ATCC 24927
Lineage: Eukaryota; Fungi; Ascomycota; Orbiliomycetes; Orbiliales; Orbiliaceae
Exons: 1
Coding region: 1-1104 (367 amino acids)
Source: RefSeq, a predicted model, not a curated record